Messenger RNA from Fundulus heteroclitus (mummichog), 2862 nucleotides. RefSeq names its product F-box only protein 40. NCBI's taxonomy places the organism in Eukaryota, Metazoa, Chordata, Actinopteri, Cyprinodontiformes, Fundulidae. Gene Ontology annotation, molecular function: ubiquitin protein ligase activity; zinc ion binding; protein binding. The record is from RefSeq and is a predicted model, not a curated record. The transcript is spliced from 11 exons. Bases 347 to 2485 code for a protein of 712 amino acids. Gene Ontology annotation, cellular component: cytoplasm.
UAAUUUUAACCUGUCAGUUCAAAGAGCAGAUGCGAGGCCUGAGAGCGACGUUAUAAAACCAAGGAGACAAAAACAACACGUCUGGGGAGGCGACUCGGGCUUGUUUGCUGUUCUGUACGUUGUGAGCAGCAGAUCCAUUGUUUCAUAAUGACUUUGAGCUUCAACUCUGCAUAUCAAGGUAAACUGGGGGUUUGUGUACGUGUUUGAAAACAACUAGAGCUGAAUUAGGAGGCCAUGACAUCAUUGGGAGAAAUAGAGAAGAGUCUAAGUGUUCAGUCAGAUGCUGGUGAUGGAGCACAGCUAAAGAAAAACGCCAGAAAGGCAAAGAAGGAAAUAAAAGCCAAGUAUGAGUCACCGUCCUCGAGGCUCCAGGGCCCGGCACCACCUCCACUGCGACUCCUGCUACAGCCGGCGCUGCAGGGCUCGGGUGGAGGCCUCGGUGAGCUGCGCUCUCGUUCCCUGCCGUCUCCUCUGCGGAGCCGUCUUCCACCUGUGCAAGGAGGAGGAUCACCUGCUGCUCUGCCCCAACGUGAGGGUGCCCUGCCUCAACGCCGGGUACGGCUGCCCCGUCCAGCUGCCCCGCUCCACGCGGGCGGCCCACCUCCAGGUGUGUCCGGCCAGCGUGGUGUGCUGUUCCGUGGAGUGGCUGCGCCUGCCGACCGACGAGACAAACGCGAACGGCUUCAAAGCCCUGCAGGACAACGUGAUGAAGGAACGUGGGGCGCGGGACGACGCUCUGGAUGUGGCCAUGGCUCUGGUCGACCAGUCAGACCUGUACACGCGACUCAGAAUGAAGCCCCUUUAUCCAGAGCACAUGGAAGAGGAAGAGGAGGAGGAGAUGAAGGAGGAGUUCAAAGAGGAGAUAGCUGUCGGAGGGCUUGGUGUUCAAGACCAGAAUCCCAGUGAAGGCCUUCCUGUAAGCAGCCUGUGCGACAGUAAUGCUGCAGGGGAACCUGUUCACAGCAGCGCUGCUCAAGCUUCAGGGGUCAACACGGAGAAGAAACACAACCUGUUCGAGAUGAUGUUCAGCAUGGAGAAAGGCGGCUGCGUUGCCGCUCAGGAGAACGUGGGGAACCCAAAACCAAAACAAAAGCCCGCCGCAGAGGGAGGAAGCCAGGGUGGGACAGAUCGGGAGACGCCGGACAAGGAUCGUGCCAAGCAGAAAAACACGGAGGCGGAUGGUUCUGCUGCGGCCAGGAGCUGCCCGCCGCCCGACACCAGCAAGACCGGCCAGGCCCCGUGGCAGGAGGGGAUCCUGGAGCGUCUGGGGCAGGAGCUGACGCCGCAGGAGUACAACAUGUACAUGGUGCAUCAUGGACGCAUGCUGCUCACCUUCCGACAGAUAGACGCCUGCACCCCCAGGGAGAGAGACUUUGUAUAUGGCAGCCUGGAGCCAAUUCCAGUGCAGACCCUGCGCUCUUUCAAGGUCCCUGUAAGUUACCAAUACAGGAGGCGGGUAUACCUCCACGAGACCGCUGAACGGGUGCAGACUGAGCAGCGAGCUGUGGACACGUCAGACCUGGGAGCCAGUGAGGAGGACUGGUUUUCGGAUGAAGCUGAAGCAACCCUGCUAGGCUACGCUGAGAUGGCAGUCAUAGGUCACAAGAUCAGUGAGACAAAGGCAGCAGACGGGCUCUACGUGGACGUCGGAACACAGACGCACUCUUUCCGGACGGCUCCCUUCAAGCAGAAGACGACCCUGGCGGAAACGUUGGGCGACCGACCGCCGCGGCUUCUUCUGCAGCUUCAGACGGAGAGUGUGAACAGCAGAAACAACAGAACCAGCUGCGCGUUCACCUUCCUCUGCGGUCACACCUUUCACCGCAGAGAGUUCGCCACGCACUACAGGAACGUGCACAGUGAUAUCCAGAUGUGUCUGAGUGAUUGGUUUGAACAGCGGUGCCCCCUGGCGUAUCUGGGCUGCACCUACAGACAGAGCAGGUUUCAUCCGUCCACUCAGAAGGCCACUGUCACCUACAAUCAGCAGCUGAAGUGUCUCAACUUGCGUCCGGAUGUCCUUCCCUCUCUGGACUCCUCUGCUGCUCAGAGGAGGAGUAAAAGUCAAGCGGGACACGGGGAAGACUGGCUGAGCCGGCUGCCCUACGAGGUGCUGUGCCAUAUAGCCAGCUUCCUGGACAGCCUGUCCCUGUCCCAGCUGGCACUGGUGUCCUGUCUCAUGAGGCAGGUGUGCUCCUCUCUGCUGCGGGACAGAGGGAUGGUGACCCUCCGCUGGGAGAGGACAAACGCCUCACACGUGGGAGCCAAGUGGAGGUCCAGACCUGUGUGGGAGUUCAGUCAUCUGUUCUCUACAGUGGACGCAUGGUGCCUGGCUGAUGUUCCUCCCAUUUCUGCUCAUCUGAAAGUCUGUCCGUACUACCAGACGACUGAGCACGGGGAGCCGGUUCCCCUCCCCUUCCUCAUUGAGAAACAGGAGAAGAGUCCGAAGAAUUCAAGCCUCCUCAAUCAUUUUACGGGAAGAAGAUGACAACAAUCCAGAUGUGAAAAUAAAAGACUCUGCUUCCUGCAUUAAGUUAAAUCAAUUUCUAUUUAAAUGUAGCAUUACAUCUAGGAUUGGGUAUUGAACCCAAGCAACCAUCCUGGUUUGUUGCAACCUAAAACCCCAGUGCCCUCCCUCCUCUAAAGAAGCACCGAUGCCUCACCACUGAGGCACACAGGUUACAGCUGUAUCUGUGAGCUUUUGACGCUCCAAGAGGAGAAACACUUUUAAAUUUACUAAGUUAACCACUUAGUUUGCAGCAGAUCUGUGUUAAAUUGUCCAACCUCCUACAGACUUUGUUGCACACUGAUGUAUCCCACAGCACUCUGAUAAAACGACUGCAGCAAAAACAGCAAAAAAAAAAA